UUUUGGUCCCUUGACUGGUGCAAUCUACCUCCCAUCUCUUGUACUUUUCGAGGACAUCUUCAAAGCUUCGGCAACAGCAGUCAAUGCGACAGUAUCGAUGUACAUGGUUGUGUUCGCCAUUGCGGUAUGUAACCGUGUGCGAAGUCUGAGUAGCUAUCACUGACACAUCUCAGCCACUUUUUGGUGCGGUUGCCUCUGACGUUGGAGGUCGUAAGCUCGUGUACAUGGUCGGUCUUGGAAGCUUCCUCGUCUCAAACAUUCUGCUAGCAACGCUCCCUGCGCACAUCGCUCUCCUCUUCAUCCUCCGAAUAUUCCAAGCCUUCGGUUCGUGCAUCGUCUUCUCUGUCGGAGCGGGUACGGUUGCAGAUAUAACAGAACCCGCAAAGCGCGCAUCUGCUUUGGCUUGGUUUCUCAUGGGACCCCAGCUUGGACCGGUCUUUGGUCCUCUUAUCGGCGGUGCUUUCGCAGAUGCAUCACGUUGGAGAUGGGUAUUUGGCUUUCUCGCCUUGACCUGUCUUCCUGUAUACUGCGCCAUCGUCUUUUGCAUGCCUGAGACCCUGCGGUCUCUGGUCGGUAAUGGUGCCGCUGUUGCUCACCAGCCCUGGUUCUCAAUACCCAAGCUCCGGACACAGCUUUCCACAGAUAUCAAAGGCCCAAAGAUUCCCCGUCCGUCGUUCCGCAAAUUCAUGCAGCUCCUGAAGUACCCUCCGCAUCUCAUUGUCUCUUUCAAUGGUGCUUUCCAGUUCGCUGGACUGUACGGGAUGUACAUCUCCUUCCCGACCGUUCUGAAAGACACAUACAACUGGUCGACCGCCGAAGUGAGUUACGCAUACCUCGCACCAGGAAUCUCCAUGUUCAUUGCUUCCAUUAUUGUCGGUCGUGGCAGUGACUGGCUGCGCAGAAAAGCUAUUGCGAAGAGCCCUGACGGCAAGGUUGCACCGGAAAAGCGAAUCGCCUACCAAAUAGUUGGCUUUUCCAUCGCGGCCGCAGGAAAAUUCAUGUAUGGAUGGUGUUGCCAAAACCGCGUAAACCCAGCUGCCGGCCUGAUCGGUUCAGCACUUUCAUCUGUGGGGACUUCGAUCGUCUUUGUCACCAGCACAUCUUUCCAGACAGAGUGCGAUCCAGCUCAGACCGCUAGUUUGGUUGCAUUGGGAGGUCUCCUUCGAAACGUCGCUGCAGCCAUCGCUGCCGUCGUCAUGGAUGGCUUACUCGACAAAGCCGGUGUUGGAUGGACCUUCAGCAUCUUCGGAGUGAUGGAUCUUCUCUGCAUUCCAGGCAUUUUGUUGAUCAUCUUCAAGGGUGCGGAAAUGCGUGCAGCAUUGAAAGCGCAAGGCUAAGUGUAGCGACACGAGGCUCCAUGUACAUAAUAUCGUUACGGUUUGGUAUUUUGCAUAGCGCGGCGUUGGUCAUCAUAAGCAUUCGCAUCAUCGGUGCAUUUCAUGGGCGACAAAUUAAUAAAUAAUGAAAGAAUGUCUGCUAAUGAAGAAACGUGCGAUGUGAGUUUGGUCG
Messenger RNA from Macroventuria anomochaeta, 1509 nucleotides. RefSeq names its product MFS general substrate transporter. Gene Ontology annotation, molecular function: amine transmembrane transporter activity. Bases 225 to 1337 code for a protein of 370 amino acids. The transcript has a single exon. Gene Ontology annotation, biological process: amine transport; transmembrane transport. NCBI's taxonomy places the organism in Eukaryota, Fungi, Ascomycota, Dothideomycetes, Pleosporales, Didymellaceae. The record is from RefSeq and is a predicted model, not a curated record.